CGAGCAUUGCUACCAUAGUGCGCGCAGUAGCUGUUCCAGGACUGCUCAGUCAGGAAAACUUUCUUCGUACGUCUCACACAGCUACCCCAGAGAAAGAUGGACUUGGACAUGUACUGACCUGCCCAAGGCGACACAGCAUAUCUAGCCAUCUGGAGCAAUAUCGAGCCGGGUAUCGGCAUAGCGGCAGCUUGUGCGCCGGCUUUGUCACCGCUGGUUCGACACAUUCUGGGGAAGAGGCAGCGGCGGGGAUACGAAAGGGGUAUCUGGCGAACACGAGAGCUCCCAACAAUCACAAACGACAGCAUAAUGGCGCUACCAGAAAGAACAGAAAGAAGGCGGCACGACUUUCGAAACUCGUCCAAAAAUGACGUACUACGCUUGCGAUUUGACGACUUUUCAUACGAAUCCCGGAUCACCUCCGGUCCACAGGUACAUCAGAUGCGGCCAGUGCCGCCGCCACCACCGAGUCGAGUGUCGUGGGCCUUUCCGCUACGGCGCGGGUCGGCGGUCGGCGGCGGUGGCUUAGAGUGUAUCACUGCUGAUACCACGCUCACCACAUCGACGAUAUCAUCAGACGGCGAAGCGGCCGAACCGCCAUCCUCGGGGAUCAUGAAGACGAUGGAAUUCCAGCUGUCAUAUGAAGCGAGGACGUGGACAACGUCGCGGCAGGGAAGGAUGAUUCCGCGGGACGAGAGUAUGACGCUGCGGCCUUCGACGAUUGCGGAGAUGAGGAGGGUGACGAGCGGCGAGGUGCCGCUUCUUCGGGAGGGGUUGUCACCGACUUCACCCGAGUAUGACAUUGAAGCUGGACUUAGGGGGACGUGUAAGAGGCACUCCUCACCACCUGCGUCACCGUGGGAGUGGGUGGUGAAUCGUCAGGCGAAGCCUCUUUCCAUGAAUGGGGGUAAGUUCGCUGGUGACGUGACUCACAUGACUACGGCGGAAAAACGCCUAUCGACAAAAUCAUAGUGAGAGGAAAGUCGUGGCUUGGAUGUCUGAUUGCACAAUUCAACGUACAUAAUAUUGUAAUAUGAAUGUUCUUAUCCAUCUACUCUGAUGAGCCUCU
Colletotrichum godetiae is the source of this 1066-nucleotide messenger RNA. RefSeq lists its product as uncharacterized. Bases 307 to 969 code for a protein of 220 amino acids. The record is from RefSeq and is a predicted model, not a curated record. The transcript has a single exon. NCBI's taxonomy places the organism in Eukaryota, Fungi, Ascomycota, Sordariomycetes, Glomerellales, Glomerellaceae.